Fundulus heteroclitus (mummichog) is the source of this 3498-nucleotide messenger RNA. It is a transcript of the gene uba1, whose product is annotated as ubiquitin-like modifier activating enzyme 1. The transcript has 26 exons. Gene Ontology annotation, biological process: protein sumoylation. Gene Ontology annotation, molecular function: SUMO activating enzyme activity. Bases 222 to 3422 code for a protein of 1066 amino acids. The record is from RefSeq and is a predicted model, not a curated record. NCBI's taxonomy places the organism in Eukaryota, Metazoa, Chordata, Actinopteri, Cyprinodontiformes, Fundulidae. Gene Ontology annotation, cellular component: SUMO activating enzyme complex; cytoplasm.
CUUUCAACUGAAAUAGAGUGAGGGGGAAACGGCUCGGUAGCAGCCGGCCAGGGAGACGUCCAGUGGAAAAACUCACACAGAGCCCGCCAGCCUGACACACUUUUCAGUUGGCCGUCAGCGGCUGUGUUGACUUUGUCACAUUGUUAGUUUGGUUUCUCGCUCAAAUAGAAGCCGCAUUUUUUUUUUAAUAUUCCAAAUCAGGCCGAGUAAUAUCGGAUGUGAUGUCCAGCUCGCCGCUGUCCAAGAAGCGUCGCUUGUCAGGAACAGAGACGAAGACGGGAUCCCACUGCUCCUCCUCAAACUCUGUCAGAACUGAUCUGUCCCAUACACCUGCAAACGGCAUGGCUAAGAAUGGGAAUGAUGCUGAGAUUGACGAAGGCCUGUACUCCAGACAGCUAUAUGUGCUGGGCCAUGAAGCAAUGAAGCGCAUGCAGUGCUCCAAUGUCCUAAUUUCUGGUAUGAGGGGACUUGGAGUUGAGAUCGCCAAGAAUGUCAUCUUGGGCGGGGUGAAAAGCGUCACUGUGCACGACGAAGGAGUCGCAGAAUGGAGAGACCUUUCUUCUCAGUUUUACCUUCGUGAGGAGGACCUGGGAAAGAACAGAGCAGAGGUGAGCCAGUCUCGUUUGGCUGAACUCAACAACUACGUUUCCGUGACGGCAUAUACCGGAGCGCUCACUGAAGACUACCUUACCAAGUUCCAGGUGGUAGUGCUAACCAACUCCAGCCUAGAGGAGCAGCAGCAUCUGGGGGAGUUCUGCCACACCACAGGAAUCAAGCUGGUUGUUGCAGACACGCGCGGUCUGUUCGGCCAGCUUUUCUGUGACUUUGGAGAGGAGAUGGCAGUGUACGACACCAAUGGAGAACAGCCCUUGAGUGCUAUGAUUUCCAUGGUCACCAAGGACAAUCCAGGUGUUAUAACUUGUCUUGAUGAGGCUCGUCACGGCUUUGAGAGUGGAGACUAUGUGACGUUCACUGAGGUUCAGGGCAUGACCGAGCUCAACGGCUGUAAGCCUGUGGAAAUUAAAGUUCUUGGCCCAUACACUUUCAGCAUCUGUGACACAACUGGCUUUUCAGACUAUAUCAGAGGAGGAAUUGUCUCCCAGGUUAAGAUGCCCACGAUAAUCCGUUUUAAAUCUAUCACGUCGUCCAUGGCUGAACCAGAAUUCAUGAUGACAGAUUUUGCCAAGUUUGAUCGUCCAGGUCAGAUGCAUAUAGGCUUUCAGGCUAUCCACGCCUUCCAGAAGAAACAUAGUCGCCUUCCAGCGCCUUGGAGCCAGGCUGACGGUGAUGAGCUAUUGACUCUGGCCAAAGAGCUGAACUCUGCCCAGACAGGGUCUGCCAAAGUGGAGCAACUGGAUGAGGCUCUUAUCAAAAAGAUGUCAUAUCUCGCUGCUGGUGAUCUUUCCCCCGUCAACGCCUUCAUCGGUGGAGUGGCUGCGCAGGAAGUGAUGAAGGCAUCCACGGGGAAAUUUAUGCCUGUAAUGCAGUGGCUGUACUUUGAUGCUCUGGAGUGCCUUUUUGAAGGAGAAGAAGUCUUGCUCACAGAGGAGGAGUGCCGCCCUAGGGAUUGUCGGUAUGAUGGUCAGAUCGCCGUGUUCGGCGAAAAGCUGCAGAAAACACUUGGCAAACAGCGCUACUUCCUGGUUGGAGCUGGAGCCAUCGGCUGUGAGCUGUUGAAAAACUUCGCCAUGAUCGGACUGGGCACUGAGGGCGGAGAGGUUAUCGUGACUGACAUGGACACCAUCGAGAAAUCCAAUCUCAACAGACAGUUCCUCUUCAGACCCUCUGAUGUCACGAAAAUGAAAAGUGACACAGCAGCUGCUGCGGUGAAGCAGAUGAACCCCUCCAUCAAGAUCACAGCCCAUCAGAACAGAGUUGGUCCAGAGACGGAGAGAGUCUACGAUGACGACUUCUUUGAAAAUCUAGAUGGAGUCGCCAAUGCACUGGACAACGUCGAUGCGCGUAUGUACAUGGAUCGGCGGUGCGUUUACUACCGUAAACCCCUGCUGGAGUCGGGUACUUUGGGCACCAAGGGCAACAUUCAGGUGGUGAUCCCCUUCCUCACAGAGUCAUACAGCUCCAGCCAAGACCCACCUGAAAAGUCCAUCCCCAUCUGUACCCUGAAGAACUUUCCAAAUGCAAUCGAACACACACUGCAGUGGGCCCGGGAUGAGUUUGAGGGACUCUUCAAACAGGCACCAGAAAACGCCAUGCAGUACCUCACAGAUCCUAAGUUCAUGGAGCGAACUCUGAAGCUUCCAGGAGCUCAGCCUGUGGAGGUGCUGGAGGCUGUGUACAAGAGCGUCGUCACAGACUGCCCACACAGCUGGGCCGACUGCGUGGCCUGGGCUCGCAACCACUGGCAGUGCCAGUACAGCAACAACAUCCGUCAGCUAUUGCACAACUUCCCCCCAGAUCAGCUCACCAGCUCAGGCGCCCCCUUCUGGUCUGGCCCAAAGAGAUGUCCUCACCCCCUAGAAUUCAGCACUAGCAACGACCUUCAUGUGGAUUAUGUAGUGGCAGGUGCGAACCUGUUUGCCCAGACGUACGGUCUGAAGGGGAGCACUGACCGAGCAGGUGUGAUAAAGAUCCUGCAGGAGGUCAAAGUGCCAACGUUUAUCCCUCGCUCAGGGGUGAAAAUCCACGUCUCUGAUCAGGAGCUGCAAAACAGCAAUUCCUCUGUCGUAACCGGUGAAAUCUCUCGACAUACAGAUGACUCCAAGUUGGAAGAACUGAAGUCUCAGUUGCCUACGCCAGAGGCGUUCCAGUUCAAACUCAGCCCCAUCGACUUUGAGAAGGACGACGAUACAAACUUCCACAUGGACUUUAUCGUGGCGGCAUCCAAUCUGAGAGCGGAGAACUACGACAUUCCACCUGCUGACAGACACAAGAGCAAACUGAUCGCUGGCAAGAUCAUUCCAGCUAUCGCCACUACUACAUCUGCAGUGGUCGGCCUCGUGUGCCUGGAGCUCUUCAAGAUUAUCCAAGGCCAUAAAAAACUGGAGACAUUCAAGAAUGGCUUCAUGAACUUGGCCCUGCCUUUCUUUGCCUUCUCCGAGCCCAUUGCUGCUCCCAAACACAAGUACUACGAGAUCGACUGGACUCUGUGGGAUCGCUUUGAGGUCAAAGGACUGCAGCCCAGUGGGGAAGAAAUGACACUCCGACAAUUCCUCGACUACUUUAAAAAUGAGCAUAAGUUGGAGAUCACCAUGCUAUCUCAGGGAGUGUCCAUGCUGUAUUCAUUUUUCAUGCCUGCUGCCAAACUUAAAGAGAGACUGGACCUACCGAUGACUGAGAUUGUGACGAAGGUGUCCAAAAAGAAGCUGGGCAAACACGUGAAAGCUCUGGUGUUUGAGCUGUGCUGUAACGACCAGUCGGAUGAAGACGUGGAAGUGCCCUAUGUCAGAUACACCAUCCGCUGAGCUGCACACCGAGCCCACCCACGGGAGUGCUGGAGUUGUGAGGGGGGGGUUAAGGGAUGGAGGGUGCUCUGAAGUG